GACGGUACAUUGUUUUUAUUUUGAUCAAUUCGAUCACAGUUAGUAGUGCAAAUUUUCUCAUUCUAAAUUAUCAAUCUAGUCCCGGUAUGAUGUCGAUGUCGUGGAAAUCUUAUUUAUUCGCAGUUUUCGCGCUUGCAUUGGUUUACCAGGUAAACGCAGCACCUCCUGACGAUGUGAAGCUCAUCAGUACAUCCGGUUCAACAAAUCGCACCACUAUUAGAACUCGAGAUUCAAAAGACAUCUAUGUCGAAUUCCAGCUCAAGUCAAAUCAGGGUAAUGAAUACAAGCUGAGGGAUGCGAGUAUUCAGCAAGGAAAAUGGUGGUUUGGUGAUAGAAGCAGCGAUAUUAGCGAAGAUGAUAUAAAUAGGAAAACAUUCGACUCUGACAUUAAGAUGGGAGCAGUUCAAAACCUGGGUAGUGAUUUAGGCGCUGUAGGCAGUUUUAAUGUCAAAAAUAAACAAGGGACUAUCGCAAUGCACGUAGAAUUCUCAAGGACGGCGGAUACUCAACCUAAUAUAUCUUUCAGUCAGACAACUACCUGCGCACCAAAACUCGGCCCUGAAUUCUACAUCUAUCAAAUCAUAUGCGACUAGUGGAAACUUUUGUACGGAUCAUGAUCAAUAUUUAAGCUGAUUUUAUUUCGUAAGCGCAUAAAAAAUUAAAAAAAAAUAAAUACAUGAAGUCGAUUUACCUUACCUAUACCUAUAGCGUAUUUUCUAAGUGUUUUACUUACGUAUCUACUCAAAAUUUUCUUCAUGAAAUGGAAUCGUUUCAUUAAUAAUUAAUUGAUCACUUCUCUUGCAUAGAUUUUUCAACCCGAUAAUAAAAUUUGUAAUAUACCUAAU
Molecule: messenger RNA, 845 nt
Organism: Planococcus citri (citrus mealybug)
Lineage: Eukaryota; Metazoa; Arthropoda; Insecta; Hemiptera; Pseudococcidae
Exons: 2
Coding region: 87-593 (168 amino acids)
Source: RefSeq, a predicted model, not a curated record